CCCAGACUUUUGACAUUCCAUCUGGGCUGUGUUUACCUUAUUGUUCUAGUAAAAAUUUAAAAUUAAUUUGUCAAAAUGUCAAAGGCAAUUAAGUAUUAUUAUGAUUUUCUGUCCCAGCCAUCUCGCGCUAUUUGGAUUGGAAUGAAAUUGAGCAAGACCCCUUUUGAAGAUUGCCCAGUGGCCCUGCGAAAACAGGAGCAAUUGACCGAUGAGUACCGGAACAUCAAUCGAUUCCAGAAGGUUCCGGCCAUCGUGGACGGUAAAUUUCAGCUAGGUGAAAGUGUCUCUAUAGUUCGUUAUCUUGCGGACAAAGGUGUCUUCAGCGAGCAGCUGUAUCCCAAGUCGCUGGAGGGUCGAGCCCGAGUGGAUGAGUUCCUGGAAUGGCAGCACUUUAAUGUUCGCAUGGUCUGCUCCCUGUUCUUCCGCCAGGUUUGGCUAUUACCGGCAAAGGGACUUGCUCCGGCUCCAAAACCCGAGGCUGUUAAGAAGCUUAUUAAGGAUGUGGAGGGAAAUUUAGGCCUUAUUGAACGUAUCUGGUUGGAGAAGGACUUUCUAGUUGGAGACAAACUCACCGUGGCGGAUAUCUUUGGAGCUUCCGAAAUCAAUCAAAUGAAGCUGUGCCAGUACAAUGUAAAUGAGAAGCAAUUUCCCAAGGUAGCCAAGUGGCUGGAGCGGGUUCGAGAUGCCACCAAUCCUUAUCAUGAUGAGGCCCAUAGUUUUCUAUACAAGACCUCCAAACAGACUGCCAGUGCCAAAAUAUAAAUAUUUCAAAUUUUAA
Drosophila eugracilis is the source of this 778-nucleotide messenger RNA. It is a transcript of the gene GstT1, whose product is annotated as glutathione S-transferase theta-1. Gene Ontology annotation, molecular function: glutathione transferase activity. Lineage: Eukaryota; Metazoa; Arthropoda; Insecta; Diptera; Drosophilidae. Gene Ontology annotation, biological process: glutathione metabolic process. The transcript is spliced from 4 exons. Gene Ontology annotation, cellular component: cytoplasm. The record is from RefSeq and is a predicted model, not a curated record. Bases 76 to 762 code for a protein of 228 amino acids.